Molecule: messenger RNA, 1836 nt
Organism: Monopterus albus (swamp eel)
Lineage: Eukaryota; Metazoa; Chordata; Actinopteri; Synbranchiformes; Synbranchidae
Gene: glp2r
Product: glucagon-like peptide 2 receptor
Exons: 13
Coding region: 97-1677 (526 amino acids)
Biological process (GO): adenylate cyclase-modulating G protein-coupled receptor signaling pathway; cell surface receptor signaling pathway
Cellular component (GO): plasma membrane
Molecular function (GO): glucagon receptor activity; peptide hormone binding
Source: RefSeq, a predicted model, not a curated record
ACAGUAAGGACAAAUGUGAGGCCUGGGGUGACCUGGGGUGAGGUAUGAAGGGAGGGAACCAGCUGAGAACCGUUUUCAAUGUAAACAGACAGCACCAUGCUAACCUGGCACAGUAGGACCUGGACCGCACUCCUGCUCUUCCUUUUCAUUGUUAUCUCCCACAACCAGGUAAAAGCAUCAGUACUUGAAAGUCUGAUAGCGAAACGGACCGAGUACUGGGAGAACUGCAGCAGAACACUGGCAACAGGUGCACUCUCAAAAACUGGAAACUACUGCAAAGGAACAUUUGACACAUUUGCGUGCUGGCCCCAUUCGUCUCCAGGAAAUGUGUCAAUCCCAUGUCCUUCUUACUUACCGUGGAUCAGUGAAGAAAGCAGCAGGUGGGCACACCGAGAAUGCUUAGAAAAUGGGAGAUGGCGACAGAAGGAGAACUCCUCGGAGCCCUGGAGGGAUGACUCAGAAUGUCAGGAGCACCAUUACUUUAAAGACAAGGAGGACGAACUACUUCGGCAGACAGUCCUCAGGCUUAUCUCUGUAAUUGGCUAUUCCGUGUCCCUGGCCUCCCUCAUACUGGCUACUCUCCUGAUGGGCAUGUUGAGGAAGCUCCACUGUACCAGGAACUACAUCCACAUGAAUCUGUUUGUGUCAUUCAUCCUGAAAGCCAUUGCUGUCAUUUCUAAGGAAAUCAUAAUGCACAUCAUGUAUUCCAACCUACCCAAGGACGACCCAGGAUGGAACUCCUAUUCCAGUUCUGGGAUAGCACUGAUGUGCAGAUUCUCCAAAGUGUGCAUGGAGUACUUUGUGGGCUGUAACUACUUCUGGCUCUUGGUGGAGGCAAUUUUCUUACACACACUGCUCUUCACUGCUGUAAUGACCAAAGGAUGUCUGCUGAAGAAAUAUAUGCUACUAGGAUGGGGAACACCUGUCUUGUUUGUGACACCAUGGACUGUGGUCAAGAUUAUAUAUGAAAACAAAGAAUGCUGGUCAAUUGUGAACUUGGGGAUCUGGUGGAUAAUACGGGGCCCGAUUACUUUAUCAGUGCUGGUCAUUUUCUUCAUAUUCAUCAAGAUCCUGAUGCUGCUGCUGUCCAAGCUGAAGGCAGAUCAGGUGAAAUUCACAGACUACAGAUAUAGCUUGGCCAGAGCAACACUGGUACUGAUUCCUCUGCUGGGAAUCCAUGAGGUGGUCUUUACUGUGCUAGUAGAUGAAUGUGUGGAGGGCAGCAGUCGCUACGCCAGGGACUUCAUCAACCUCACCAUGACCUCUUUCCAGGGAUUCUUGGUUGCCUUGCUAUACUGUUUCGCUAAUGGAGAGGUCCAAGCUGAACUGAAGAAGCGCUGGCAGCUUUUCCUCUUCACCAGCCACUUCCAGGUCAGGAGCUGUUUUCACGGUGCACCUCUCAAGCGCCUGUGGAAGUGCACUUGGGGGCGCCAGCCACAGCGCUCUCGGCAGAGAUACUCUUACGAUGAGGGGGGUGUUUCCACAGUUCACCCACACCUGCUUCAAGUGGCUGUACAUGGAGGAAAUGGAGCACUUGGAGAGGUUAAAUGUCAGGGGCUGAUGGGCUGUGACACAGCAGGACUUGAUUUUCUGACCAGGAAGAGCCUGUCUAGUAGUGAUGGAGAUAUGACGCUAGGGGAGACCAUGGAGGAGAUUCUGGAGGAGAGCCAGUUCUGAUCCCAUAGCCUCCUGGUAUUUUUCACCUAACAUGGAUGAGUACAUCCUCCCACAUAGCAUACACACAAGAGAAGACUGAUCCAGUAAUUAAGAAACACUUUCUUCCACAGCUGAAUUAUCACAAUAAUGAUAGCAACUGCCCCAAAAGCCCCAGGUUUA